UGUUUCAAACCUUUACAGAUCCCCGUCUAACUCUUCUGACUGCCCGUAACUCGUAACCCGUAUUCUACUGACCUACUCGCAAAACUUGUUUUCUCUCAACUAUCUUACCUUCGAUGUUAUCUCAAUCAUUUACACCCGGAGCUGAUCUCUUGCCUAAAGAAAUUCUGAGGCACCCUUUUGUAAUAGAUAUCAUUACAAAGGCUCUAUUGAAAACAGAAGGGGACUACAUUCCCGAAUUGUCCGAAUGGCCAGAUGGCACUAGGAGUGAUGUGGUCCUUGCACACAAUCCGCCGACAAGGUUUGUUGAAUUCCAACGUGUUGUGGACAAGACUUUCAUGCAAAGGGCUAUGGGUACUGCCUUCAGGCGAGCAGAAGGGAGCCAAUCAUUUUGAUCUUUUGCAUCCAAUCGACUGCGGUUUCUGUAAGGGAAUGCUUUGAAAAACGUGAUGAUUUGCCUUGUUAUGUCGUGCGAUUUGUGGGCAAAUCAAUGCUAUGUUAUCGACAAUAGUAUUCAAAAUCAUAUCCAACGAUAAUCUGU
Mycotypha africana is the source of this 538-nucleotide messenger RNA. RefSeq lists its product as uncharacterized. The transcript has a single exon. The record is from RefSeq and is a predicted model, not a curated record. NCBI's taxonomy places the organism in Eukaryota, Fungi, Mucoromycota, Mucoromycetes, Mucorales, Mycotyphaceae. Bases 114 to 392 code for a protein of 92 amino acids.